CCCUCCUCCUCUGCGCAACGCCUGGCUGGCCCCACGCUACCUCCCUCCCUUACUCCCUUCCUCUCCUCACUCCCUCCUUUCAUCCAUCCAUCCAUCCAUUCCCCCCUCUAAACCGAGGAGCGGUACCGGUUGAUCCACGUUGGAGGCAGCUCGGCCCGGUCCGGAGACAUCUUUUUAAGGGAUUAAUGGGCCCCAAAGACGCGAGACUUCUACUUUAAGGCUCAUUAAGGCGUUUUUUUUCCAAAUAAUAAUAAUAAUAAUAAUAAUUGUUCCAGGACUGGACUGCCUCUCACCUCAAUCUUACUCGAUUUGGACCUGGACCUCUACUGAUGGAACAGGCUCACUCCUACGUUCUCUUGCAGCCACCCAACACCACCUAACAUUUCCUGGAAGAACGUGUCCGCCGCCCGCUCCCAACAAACAUGGACUGUUUUCCCAUGCUUUAUUUUCUGUCGAGACAUCAUGAUUCCUGGUAAUCGAAUGCUGAUGGUCCUUUUCAUAUGCCAAGUCCUGCUGGGAGAGAGCAACCAUGCUAGUCUAAUACCUGAAGAAGGGAAAAAGAAAGUGCCGGGCCUGCAGGGUCGUUCGGACGCUCAGAGUCAUGAACUGCUGCGGGACUUCGAGGCCACCCUGCUGCACAUGUUCGGCCUCAAAAGGCGGCCGAGGCCCAGCCGCUCGGCCGCCGUGCCUCGCUACCUGCUUGACCUCUAUCGGCUGCAGUCUGGGGAGGCAGAGGAGACGGGCGCUGCCGAUAUCACUUUUGAGUACCCGGAGAGGUCGGCCAGCCGAGCCAACACCGUGAGGGGCUUCCACCAUGAGGAGCACAUGGAAAAAGUCCACGAGAUGGACGACGGUGAGGCCACGCCCCUCCGUUUCCUCUUCAACGUCAGCAGCAUUCCCGAGGAUGAGCUGCUCUCCUCCGCUGAACUGCGGCUCUACCGGCAUCAGAUCGACGAGGCGGGCAGCAACAUCCUCUCCGACGGCCUUCACCGGAUAAAUGUGUACGAGGUGCUGAAGGCCCCGCGGCCCGGCCAGCUCAUCACGCAACUCCUGGACACGCGACUGGUGCGCCACAACAUGUCGCAAUGGGAGAGCUUUGACGUCAGCCCUGCCGUGCUGCGUUGGACUCGCGAGCGCCUCCCCAAUCACGGGUUGGUGGUGGAAGUUCUCCACCUCAACAAGACGCCCCACCACCAUGGCAAACACGUCCGCAUCAGCCGCUCGCUCCACCAAGAGCCCGGCGAGGACUGGGAGCAGAUACGCCCCCUCUUGGUGACCUUCGGCCACGACGGGAAGGGCCACCCAUUGACCAAGCGGGCCAAGCGCAGCCCCAAGCAGCGGGGCCGCAAGCGCAACCGCAACUGCCGGCGUCACGCGCUCUACGUCGACUUCAGUGACGUGGGGUGGAAUGACUGGAUAGUGGCGCCCCCUGGUUACCAGGCCUAUUACUGCCACGGGGAAUGCCCCUUCCCCCUGGCCGAUCACCUGAACUCAACCAACCACGCCAUUGUCCAGACACUGGUGAACUCCGUCAACAACAACAUUCCCAAGGCGUGCUGCGUGCCCACGGAGCUCAGCGCCAUUUCCAUGCUCUACCUGGACGAACACGACAAGGUGGUCCUAAAGAACUACCAGGAAAUGGUGGUGGAGGGCUGCGGCUGCCGCUAAGCCAACCACGACUUGGACUUAAACAUCAAAAAAAGCAGCAGAAGGUCUUUACUCCCCCCCAAAAAAGUUCACUUGGACCCUUAUUUAUAACUUUUAUGUUGAGGUGUAUUUUUGUCUCACUUUUUUUUUGGUUUCUUUGACAAUAUGAUCAUAUAUUUUGACAAAAUAUAUAUAUUUAUAUCUACAUAUUGAAAAUAAAUCGAGUCCUUAUUUUAAACAUGAAAAAAGCUGUACAACUUGUCAUAAUGUACAUUAGAUUGUAUACGUUUUUAUUGAUAAAAUAGUACAAAAAAAGUCAUCUUAAGACCCGACAAAGUUUAUUUACUGGUAAUAUUUAUUGCUGUCACACUAGAAGAACAGAAGUGAAUUCUCAUCAAUUAGAGCACUGUGUGAAUUUGUUCGGUUUGAGAUCAUCGGCAAUGUACAGUUGACCUUAUUUAACCUCUCUGCUUUGAUAUUAAAGUGAUUAAUUUAAACAACCCCCCCAGAAAGCUAAUCAUUUCAUGUAAGGUAUGCAAAAAAUAGUGUUGAAGGGUGCUGUAGAUUUUUUGUUUUCAUUCCAAGCAUGCACAUGUACACCGAAAAGAGAAGACAUAGUGCCAUUCCUUUCCCCAAA
This is a messenger RNA of Dunckerocampus dactyliophorus (ringed pipefish), 2284 nucleotides long. It is a transcript of the gene bmp4, whose product is annotated as bone morphogenetic protein 4. The transcript is spliced from 4 exons. Lineage: Eukaryota; Metazoa; Chordata; Actinopteri; Syngnathiformes; Syngnathidae. Gene Ontology annotation, cellular component: extracellular region. The record is from RefSeq and is a predicted model, not a curated record. Gene Ontology annotation, biological process: BMP signaling pathway; negative regulation of transcription by RNA polymerase II; SMAD protein signal transduction. Gene Ontology annotation, molecular function: growth factor activity; cytokine activity; BMP receptor binding. The coding region runs from base 463 to 1668 and encodes 401 amino acids.